AUGACACAAACUCAAGUUCAACAAACACACAAACUCAAAUUCAACCAAUACCCAAUUCUCAAGUUUAACAAAUUCCACACCCUCAAGUUCAAAAACACCAAAAACUCAAGUUCAAAAACACCACAAACUCAAGUUCAAACACGACACAAACUCAAGUUCAAACACAACACAAACUCAAGUUCAACAAACACACAAACUCAAGUUCAAACACGACACAAACUCAAGUUCAAAAACAACAGAAACUCAAGUUCAACAAACGCCAAAAACUCAAGUUCUAACACGGACAAACUCAAGUUCAAAAACACCACAAACUCAAGUUCAACCAAAACCCGAUUCUCAACUUUAAAAAAUUUCACACCCUCAAGUUAA
This is a messenger RNA of Xyrichtys novacula (pearly razorfish), 369 nucleotides long. The record is from the annotation of a GenBank genome assembly. Lineage: Eukaryota; Metazoa; Chordata; Actinopteri; Labriformes; Labridae.